Molecule: messenger RNA, 501 nt
Organism: Paramecium pentaurelia
Lineage: Eukaryota; Ciliophora; Oligohymenophorea; Peniculida; Parameciidae
Source: the annotation of a GenBank genome assembly
AUGAAUACAAAGCUUUAAAAUAAAACUAAUAAAAAAAUAUCAUUUGUGGAUUCUGCUGGAAGUCCAAAAUAAUCAAAAUAAAAUACAAACAAUUAGAUUGACUCAUAAAAAGAGAUUAGCAGUGAAUUUAUUAUUAGAUAAAAAGUAUAUGAGAAUCUAUAUAAAUACCCUGAAUUCAAAAGUGAAAAAUCACUAAAUUUAUCAGAAAGAGGAGAAACUCGAUCUAGUAAAUUUAGAACAAUUAUUGAUGACGCUAAAUCAAAAUAUCUUAAUUCCAAUUUACAAUCAAACAAAUACUAUAUAGAAAAGUAACAAAGCUCAAUGAAAUUAAUAGCUGAUUAAUUUAGAAAUUAAAAGAAGCUCCAAAACAAAGGUAAUUUAAAAUAAACAUAAACACCAAAAAAAAUAAAGCUAAAUUUGAUUUUGUCCCUAGCUAUACCAAUACUAUGCAUUAUUGUAAUAAUUUUUGAAUUAUUAAAACAGGAUUUGAUAAUUUUCUGA